AUAAGAUCAAACAUUAAAUGCUUCCCGGCCGUGCAUUUCAGCCGCCUGGAAGAGAACAAGAGCAGGAGCAGAGUGGCCCUUCUUUGCCUCCCCGAAACCCCUGGCAACUGCAGCAGCAAAACUAUGAGUCAAUAUCUGGACAUGGACCUGCUACCGCAGAGCAACGCCCGCCAGUGGGCCUUCCUGGAGUCGAUGUAGGAGGGCGCCAAGAUCAACCACCUCCUACUCCUUCCGCCGUACCCUCCCGGCCCACCAUCUCCACGCCUGGUCUCUCACUGUCCUCAUCUUACUCCUUUCAAGGGCAGCAGGCUCAGCAUGGACAGUCACAACAACAAAGUGAAGACAGACAGCCUCCCUCGGUCCUACGGUAUGCGGUGAACGCGCCUCACUUUGUCCCCAAAGCGUCAACAGAGAGCCCCGCUCUUGGGGCCAACGCCAGUCCCUCUCUACCCGCUCAAGCUAGUUUCGGCAAUUUGAGGUCCACAGCCAUGUCCUUCGAGCCAAGUGCUGCCUCAAAUAGGCUGGACAUGGGGGCCGUACCCUUCGUGCCCGGGGGCGGGGGGGGAGGCAUUGGGAGAAGCAGGAGCAGCGCCGGCGACUUAGAGAUCCUCCGGGUGUCUUCUUCCGCCUCCGUGGACGGCCUCAACACCCAAGCCAUGCCGUUUGAACCCGGUGGUAGCCGCGGUGGGGGCGGCGCGACCGCGGGGCUACCCUAUGGGGGAGAGGCGGAGGAAGACGACCUCGGUGAUUCCCUAGUCAACCCCCUCCAUCAUUACGGGGACGAGAUCUUCGACUGGUCCUUUGGUGGGAGUUCUCUCCCGGCCCCCCCUCGCAUGACCUUGCAGCGCAUGGGGGUGCCCGAGCAGUUGCGGCAGUUCUUCCUCUUGAAGGACCUGGACAAGGGCCGGAGUCUCCCUCCAGACGACCCCCGCUACAAGGAGAUUCCCCCAGGCUUCCACCACGCCUACCCCCUGGACGACGCCCAAAAAGCUAGGGGAACGGCGGGGGCCUUUGGCUACCCCAGCGUCACGUACAAAGUCCUCUCUCACGAAGACGGUCGGGUCUACGCCCUCCGUCGCUUCGAUUCCGUGCGCUCCACCCCCAAGAUCGUGGCGGGGGCGCUGGAGACUUGGCGCCGGAUCCAACAUCCCAACAUCAUCCAGCUGAGCAAGGUCUUUAUUCAGCACGGAAACGCCCUCUUUUUCUUGCACGAGUAUCAUCCAGGGGCGCAAAGCGUCACCCAACGCUACGUCGACUCCUCCCGCGGGCACUCCGGCGCCCGCCCUUCCCGCCUUCCCGAGAAACUUCUCUGGUCUUUCGUGACCCAGCUGGUCUCCGCCAUUCGGGCCGUGCAUGCCGCCCAGGCUGCCUGCCGCAUGCUCCACCCGAACCACGUCCUGGUCACCACGGGGGCGCGUCUCCGCCUGGGGUGCGCGGGGGUGGUGGACGUGUUGGAAAGCGAGACCCGCAAGACGUUGGCCGAGCUCCAAACCGAGGACCUGGCCAUGCUCGGUCGACUGAUCUUGACCCUGGCAACCCGCACGCUGCCUACCCCCCAGAGCCUCGGGGCCGCCCUCGCGCAAGUACGGCAACAGUACUCUCCGGAGCUCCAUGCCUUGAGCCUGCAGCUCUGCAGCAAGCCCGGCUUACUGAGCGUCUUUGAGCUCGUGCCCCUCCUGUCUCGGUAUGCCCUGGACGAGCUGGACCGGCAGUACGCCGCCGCGGACGACCUGGAAGGACACCUCUCCCACGAGUACGAGUCAGGGCGUUUGUUCCGUCUGUCCCUGAAACUCGCCCAAGUGACGGGGCGGGCGGAGGCCAUGGAGGGGCAGGACCCAGCCUGGAACGAGACAGGCACGCGGUACAUCCUGAAGCUAUUCAAGACUAAGGCAUGA
Molecule: messenger RNA, 1895 nt
Organism: Nannochloropsis gaditana CCMP526
Gene: PAN3
Product: PAB-dependent poly(A)-specific ribonuclease subunit 3
Exons: 2
Coding region: 18-1895 (625 amino acids)
Biological process (GO): protein phosphorylation; nuclear-transcribed mRNA poly(A) tail shortening; mRNA processing
Cellular component (GO): P-body; PAN complex
Molecular function (GO): protein kinase activity; ATP binding; poly(A) binding
Source: RefSeq, a predicted model, not a curated record